Coffea eugenioides is the source of this 3878-nucleotide messenger RNA. Its product is annotated as E3 ubiquitin ligase PARAQUAT TOLERANCE 3-like. Bases 785 to 3469 code for a protein of 894 amino acids. Lineage: Eukaryota; Viridiplantae; Streptophyta; Magnoliopsida; Gentianales; Rubiaceae. Gene Ontology annotation, biological process: mRNA processing; protein ubiquitination; ubiquitin-dependent protein catabolic process. The record is from RefSeq and is a predicted model, not a curated record. Gene Ontology annotation, molecular function: nucleic acid binding; zinc ion binding; ubiquitin protein ligase activity. Gene Ontology annotation, cellular component: nucleus. The transcript is spliced from 15 exons.
UUAAAGAAGCUUUCACUCGUCUGCUUCUUUUUCUGUCUCAAUUUUCCUAGCCCUAGUCCUUAAAUUCCCCUCUCCCUUUUUAAUCAAUCCAAUUCUAGGGCACAGAUUGUUCCAAUAUACGAACUUUUCAUCGAAGUUCGCUGAUCGAUUCAUGAAUUUUACCAUGAAUUGCUUUUUGUAAAUAUUUAUCGUAUUACAGAGAAGAAAGAAACAGAAACUUUCUCGAGUUUUAUACGAGUUUUCUCGCUCGCCCGCUUAAUUUCUUAGAAGAACGAAGAGGCGCUAGGAUCGGAGGUUUCCGAAGAACUAAAUUGAAUUUGUUCUGUUUUGGCUGUUCAGUUCGAGGUGCGGCUGUUGAUUUUCGAGAUCUCAAGUAUUCAUCGGCGUUCGCUGCGGUUCCGGUUGUGUCAAGGAAGGGGCAAGUUCGUGUCUUUGCUGAUCUAACAAGAGUUUGAUACUCUUUUUUGCAUCGGAGGCUGGGUUUACGGAUUGAAAUUGAAGAUAUUGAUUACCGUAGCUUGACUGAGAGAAAGUCCUGAAGUUAUUGAGUUGUUCGAGAGAAGAAAUUGGUUUGAUCUUACUUGGAUUAUUGAGGAAAAGAAAAGAAGAAAAAUCAUAGAUAUUUCUUCAAUUUUUGUACUGUUGUUAUCUUGUUUUUCGUUUUUGAGUUCAAUAUCAGGCCAUACAUAUAUUUUUGUCGUUUGAAGGCCGUUAUUUGUGUUUGUUAUUGAUUUCUCUCAGAGGGGGGAAAAAGGAACUUUAAAGAAAAACAAAGAAAGCAAAUAUGGCUGUAUAUUACAAGUUUAAAAGUGCUAAAGAUUUUGAUUCAAUUCCAAUUGAUGGGCACUUUAUAACAGUCGGGAAUUUGAAAGAAAAAAUAUUUGAAUACAAGCAGUUGGGCAGGGGUACUGAUUUUGACCUCGUGGUCACCAACGCCCAGACUAACGAAGAGUACCUUGAUGAAACAAUGUUGAUUCCAAAAAAUACUGCUGUCUUAAUUCGUCGGGUUCCUGGACGACCUCGAAUGCCUAUUGUUACAGCACCUGUUCCUGAAUCUGAAGAGGUAAAGGUGGAAAGUGAGUCUGGGGAAGUUCAAACAGUAAAGAGCAGCUUUUUAGGGGUAGAGUCAUCUGGAAUGAAAUAUCCUGAUGAGUCAGAAUGGGACGAAUUUGGUAAUGAUUUGUAUGCAAUUCCUGAAACUUUGCCAGCUCAACCAAGCAAUCUUGUUCAGGAAGCUGCUCCCCCUAGUAUAGUUGACGAGGACAGUAAGAUUAAGGCUUUAAUCGAGACACCGGCCUUAGAUUGGCAGCGCCAAUCUGCUGAUGGUUUUGGUCCUGGUAGAGGUUUUGGACGUGGUAUGGGUGGAAGAAUGAUGGGAGGACGUGGUUUUGGUCGAGGAGGAUUGGAGCGAAAAACACCACCUCAGGGUUAUGUAUGUCACAGGUGCAAGGUUCCUGGACACUUUAUUCAACAUUGUCCAACAAACGGUGACCCUAAUUAUGACAUUAAGCGGGUUAAACCUCCAACUGGUAUCCCAAAAUCUAUGUUAAUGGCCACACCAGAUGGCUCGUAUGCAUUGCCAAGUGGGGCUGUUGCAGUUUUGAAACCAAAUGAGGCUGCUUUUGAAAAGGAAAUUGAAGGGCUUCCAUCCACGCGCUCAGUUGGUGAUCUUCCGCCUGAACUUCAUUGCCCGUUGUGUAAAGAAGUUAUGAAAGAUGCUGUGCUUACAAGCAAAUGUUGUUUCAAGAGUUUUUGUGACAAAUGCAUAAGAGAAUAUAUUAUUUCAAAGUCAAUGUGCGUGUGUGGGGCGACAAAUAUACUAGCAGAUGAUCUUUUACCAAACAAGACAUUGAGGGAUACCAUUAACCGAAUACUGGAGUCCAAUAACAGCAGUGGAGAUAAUGGUGGCAGCACUUUCCAGGUUCCAGAUAUGGAAUCUCGCAAUCCACAGCCCAAGGCUCCAUCUCCUAUGCAGUCUGCGGCUUCAAAGGGAGAGCAGGUCAUGCCACCUCCAGCUCAAAAAGAAGAGACUUCUAAGGUGCAUGAAGUUGUAGAAGAGGUUAAGGCUGUUGUUGCUCCACAGCAAACUAUGGAGAAAGUGAGAUUAUCAAAAGUUGCAGAUGCUUGUGAAGCUACACAUGAGUCAGUAAGUGUGAAGGAACCAGCAUCUCAAGGGAGUGCACCUCUGCCUGAUGAAGAAGUGCAGCAGAAACCAGUUUCCAGUGAGGCAGCAAAAAAGAAGAAAAAGAAGAAAGCUCGCUUGCCUUUAAAUGGAGUUGCAGCUGCAGAGAUGCAGUGGAGAGCCCAAGACCUUGCAGCUGAGAACUACAUGAUGCCUAUGGGCCCUGCUGCCUAUAAUCCUUAUUGGGCAGGAAUGCAACCUGGAAUGGAUGCAUUCAUGGCCCCGUAUCCUGGUGCUGCUCCUUAUAUGGGUUUUGGUCUUGGUCCACUGGAUGUUCCAUUUGGGGGUGUCUUACCACAGGACCCAUUUGGGGGACAAGGUUGCAUGUUGCCUUUUGGCCCUCCUCAGAGGGAUCUUGCAGACUUUGGGAUGGGAUUCAAUGCUGGACCCCCUUUGAUGAGCCGGGAGGAAUUUGAAGCUAGGAAAGCCAAUUUGAAAAGGAAACGUGAAAUUGAGAGACGUGGUGAGAGCCGAGAAUUACCACCUAAAGAUCGGGAGUUUGGCAGGGAAGUGAGCAGCAGUGGUGACAUUUCUUCAGGGAAAUCUAAAUCUAAAGCUGUUCCACCGCCAUCAAGCUCGGAUAAUCACCGUCCUCGCCAUCGCUCAGAUAGGCCAUCCCCUGAUCGCCGCUCUCGUGAUCCUGAACUUCCACGCCCGUCUUCUAAGAAGAAUUUGGAUCACGAUUAUGACGACCAUCACCGGCAUCGUGACCAUCGCAGUGAGCAUUACCAGGACAGCCACCAACACCACCGUGAUCACAGUGAUGACCGCCAUCACCUGGACAGUCGCCACCCUCGUGAUCACCCUGAUGACCGCCAUCGCCGUGACCAGCCUCAGCGUAGUAGCAGUAGUCACCACCGUUCAGAGUCUGCUGCUAGACCAACUCCAGAACCACUUGCAGCGCCUAAAACCGUUUCCACUGCUGACAAGAAACAGAAGAUCAGCGUAUUCUCUCGCAUCAGUUUCCCUGCUGAAGAUCAAGCAGCCCCAAAAAAGCGAAAGCUGACGUCUUCAACUGAAGCACCAGCUAGUGGCUCGGGGAGUCACAGGGGCCCUUCUUCGAAUGGCUACUAUGAAGAUCACAAAGCAGGAUCAACCACAAGAAAAAGUUCUGCUCCUGCUGCUGUAGAUCAUGAGAGUAGUGACGACGAUAGACAUUUCAAGAGAAGGCCAUCAAGGUACGAGUCAUCGCCUCCGGUGGCUGCAACUAGAGAGUGGGAGGAGGAGCCAAGGCAUUCGAAGAGGGAAAGAGAGAAGGAACGUGGGAGCUAUAGCAAGCACAGGUAGGUUGUAGCCCUGAGGAUUGGAGGGAUGCUGCUGAACGGAAGAGCCCAUAGAACAAAAAAAGGGCUGUGGAUCCAUCUAUGCGGUAGUUGACGUGGUGAAGAGCAAAUGUGAGUCUGUAAUUGGGCGAAUUGCUCUUCGUUUUCUGCAGGCGUGGCCGGCUGCAUGCUGGGGAUUGGUGAAGGGCAGUGAUGAACGGGAUGGAUGCCUGCUUCAUUUUCUUUUUGAUUUUGUUCAUUUUUCCGUGUCCAUCUCUUUGGUGGGCAAAUUGGGAAAACAGUAGAAUUUUGUGCUUAGGUUUCUUGGAGCUUUCAAAUUGAAGCCCACGCAUGUUCUCGUUAUGUACAACCAAAUGCAAUGAUACCAACUUUUUAUUUGAAUAAAUAAUAAACCUUCCUCCAUAACUCGUUUA